AUGGUGGCGCAUCGAAGGACAUUAAUGGCCAGCCGGUUGCCAAAUUCAACCGAGGUAGUGGAGACGACGAAGAACAACGGGAAGAUGGAGCUCAGGAUCGGCACACUAAACUGCCACGGAUUGAGGACUGAUGAAAGGAAAUUGGAGCUGCUGGAAGAGCUGGAGAAGGUCAACAUCAACAUACUUGGCCUGACUGAGACAAGAAGCACGGGAAAGGGAUGUGACAGCAUAAAUGGGCAAUGGCUAUACUACUACUCUGGACAUAACUCGGAAGUGGGUGGAAGUGGCCGUGAAAACGCUGGUGUCGGAAUAUUGUUACCCAAAAUAAUGGAAAAGAUGGUCAUUGGCACGCGUUUCUACGAUGAAAGAAUCAUGGAAAUGGAGCUGGAAGUUGGAAGAAGAAGAAUUAGCUUGGUAGUAGCCUAUGCCCCUCAUUCUGGCAAGACAGUUGAAGGAUACAACCAGUUCAUCGACAAGGUUACGGAUCUGAUUCAAUUGGUGAAGAUGGAUGGAGUUAGAACAAAGAAACUUCUACUGGCGGGCGACUGGAAUGGAAAUGUUGGGUUUAAGCAGGAUGAUGCGGAGAAACUGGGGCAAUAUGGAUAUGGGGCCAGGAAUAGAAAUGGUCAACUACUCAUGGACUUUGCCGUUGAACAGAACCUGUGGGUUUUGAACACCUGCUUCAGGAAGAGAAUGGGUAGGAGGUGGACGUGGAAGUUGGCUGGAGCAAGGAACCCGACCAAAGUCAUGAUUGACAUGUUCCUAUCGGAAGACCUUGGGUGGAUAAGGGACGUGAGAGCUAUGGUGAUGGGAUUCAGUGAUCAUAAGCUGGUAAUGGCUAAGCUGGAGGUUAUGGCAAUGGUCGGACGGAACGGAACGGUAAAUAAGAAGGUUGGGGACAGAAGGAAGCUCAAAGUGGUGCUAGCGAACAAGAGGCAGGACCUGAACCGGAUUGAUGAUUUUGGAGCCUUGGUGGAGGAACAGAAAGUAAUAUUCAACGAAUGCGCUAAAUCCAAGGAAGUCUCAGCUAAAUUUGGGCCAUCAACGAUAGAAUGGAUGAGAAUUAGGUACGAGAAGAGAAUGCUGUACAAUGAAGGUGAAAUUGAAAAAAGGGGAGAUGAAAAACAUUGA
Messenger RNA from Bursaphelenchus okinawaensis, 1131 nucleotides. The record is from the annotation of a GenBank genome assembly. NCBI's taxonomy places the organism in Eukaryota, Metazoa, Nematoda, Chromadorea, Rhabditida, Aphelenchoididae.